CGAACGCUGUUAGCUGUUUGCCAUCAUGUCUCCGGGGCUGGAGCUUCCAGCUGAAAUACAGCUAGCGCAGCGACUAGCCGGCAACGAGAAAACUAUCCGAGACCGUGCAGUGAGGAAGCUCCGGAGAUACAUCCGUGCCAAGACGGAAGCCGCCUCAGGUGGUUUCAGUCAUGAAGAAUUGCUAAAAAUAUGGAAAGGGCUAUUCUACUGUAUGUGGAUGCAAGACAAACCUCUCCUUCAGGAGGAACUUGGAAAUACAAUUUCCCAGCUUAUUCAUGUUUUUCAAAAUGUGGAAACCCAACACCUGUUUGUACAAACUUUUUGGCAAACUAUGAACCGCGAGUGGAAUGGAAUAGACCGAUUACGCCUGGAUAAAUUCUACAUGCUAAUGCGCAUGCUUCUGAACCAGUCCUUUGAGGUGCUAAAAAGAAAUGGAUGGGAGGAAAGUCAGAUUGAACUACUUCUGGAUAUGCUAAUGAAAGAAAUUUUGCACCCGGAUAGUCAUGCACCUUGUGGAGUGAAGUCCCACUUUAUUGAUAUAUACUUAGAAGAACUGACUAAAGUGGGAGCAGAAGAGCUUACAGCAGAUCAAAACCUGAAGUUCAUUGUUCCAUUCUGCAAAAUUGCAGCCAAGACAAAGGAUUCUACUUUGUUAUAUAAUAUAGUUGGAGGUAUCUUUGAAACAAUUUUGGAACAAGCUCCUUUUGCUAUUGAAGAUUUAAUAAGAGAAUUAAAUGCAACUCAAGAGGAAAGUGAAAUGUCAGAAGAUGAAUCAAAUGAUAUGACACUCAAAGGGUUACCUAGGAAGCAAAAGAAAGGAAAGAAAGGUGAAGAUUCCUCUUCAAGCGAAGAUAAACCAAAAGUAAAAAAGCGGAAUGAUGGCAAGAGACACAUUGGGCUUGUCCUUCAGUUUAACUAUGAGGAAAUUGCUGACAGACUGUUUGAAAUGGCCAGCAGACAGUAUACUCCUUCAUUGAAUAGGAAGCGUCUCUACAAAGUGGUCAGAAAGUUCCAGAGCCUUGCCGAAGGCAUAUUCCCUCAAGAUGGCCUUCCUCGGCGUAAAAAAUUGAACAAGAACAAGCUUAAGCAAAAGAAGAGUCGUUUGCCAAAAUCAAAACUACAAAAAGAGAAAGGUAAAAAAGAUGAAAAGCAGAAUUUGGAAGAAACUGUGAUUUCUGAGAAGGAUAGGUCAGGAACUUUGAAGAGAAAAGAAAUGAAUAAAAGGAAGAAUAUGAGUACUGAGUCUUCUUUUCCAGAUGAGAUAGGCAUAUCUGAUACAACUGUUCCCUUAAAUCCUCAAAACAACAGCUCAGGGCGGGCAUGUAAGAGAAAAAAAGGUCAAGGACCAAAAGCCACUAAAGCAACAGAUGGCUUCCAAGAGCCAAAUAAGAAUGAUGAAACAGUGACCCAAAAGAAUGGAAAAAAACAAGGAUUAACAGACCUUGAAGCGAAGCCAGCCACUGGCAAAAGCAAGAAAAAAGAUGCUUUUAAGAAGAUAGUGACCACGGAGCAGAAAAAAAAUAACUUGGACACCACACAUCAGAAGGCUUAUACAGAAAUUCCUAGUGUGAAAGGAUUGCUAGUACAUCCUCAUAUUUCUCCAAAGCCUGAAAGUAAUGACAUAGAUACCCCUAAAUUGGUCACAAAGCAAAGGAAGCAAGUUGUUAAUGGAAGCAGCCACAUUGCUCCCCAACUAGCCUCAAAAGUUUCAUCAGAAAUGGUCAAUCUGAAAGAAUUACAGUUAAGUAGAAUCAGUGACCAAGAGAUAGAGUGUCAGGAUAUAGAUACCACCAGAAUGAUAAAAAAGAAACAUAAGUGGGCUAAUACAAACAGUGUUGUUCCUCCCCAGCAAAAGGCCAAGUCAUCCAAGAGGGAAUUGGCAAAGAGUACAGAAAAUCCAACAGAUUGUGAUUUUCUUCCCCCUCCCAAAAAGCUAAACAGGAGUGUCAGUGGAUCAACAGGUUCCUCAAAGAAGAAAAAUAAGCGAAUUCCAUGUCUUCUAAGAACAAGGAUGCUUUUUAGAUCUCCAGGCAGAAGAAUGAAAAGAAACUCAAGGAAAGCUCUUUAAUGCUUUCUAUGUGUUAGGACUGAUUAUUUGGGUAGUUUUUGAGGAUUCCAACCUCCAAAAAGAAUAAGUAGAAAAAAUAUUUUCCAUCACAAGGCAAGUAAACAUUCCAGGAUAUCAUUAGCAAGGAAUCACAUAAAAUACUAUGUUUUCAGCAAUAAAAACUUUUGUGAUAUAAAAACUAGUUCAAAAGCAUGGUUUUUUUUUUGUUUUGUUUUCAUUUGAAAGGGCCCUUAGUAUUGGAAAGAAAUUGAAAAUACCCUUAAUGAAAAUGACUAUAAGAAAGGACUAGCCCUUGAAAACAUGAAUCUUUUGACCAAGGCCUUUCUAUAUUUUAUAUAAAGUAUUUGUGUUUACAAAUUGGGAUUAGCUCAUGAAAUAUGUUAGUGUCCUAGGUUUCUUGAAACUGUGAGUCACUUUCAAAAAUUAAAAUAGUUUGG
Gracilinanus agilis (Agile Gracile Mouse Opossum) is the source of this 2505-nucleotide messenger RNA. RefSeq names its product ribosomal RNA processing 1 (gene RRP1). The transcript has 13 exons. Bases 26 to 2068 code for a protein of 680 amino acids. Gene Ontology annotation, biological process: rRNA processing. The record is from RefSeq and is a predicted model, not a curated record. NCBI's taxonomy places the organism in Eukaryota, Metazoa, Chordata, Mammalia, Didelphimorphia, Didelphidae. Gene Ontology annotation, cellular component: preribosome, large subunit precursor; nucleus; preribosome, small subunit precursor.